AAGUAAAUGCAUAUUUUAUUGGAAAUUAAAUGAGUGAAAUGUCCAAACUAGAUCUUAACGAUGAUUGCCUGUACGCAAUAUUCGAGCAGAUAAAACUUAAUUGUGAACUAAAUGGAAGAAGGGUGACAGAGGACAACAUUCGAUACGCAGAUCUUAUUCAAUUUGUAAUCUGCAGCUAUCGUUUCGCUGCAGCCUUUUUGGACUGGAGCCUUAAUCUGUUUAAGCGACUCGAAAUCGUUUCAACAUUUCAUAUUAAUCGCACAAGUGCUUAUAUUUUAUUCCCAAUAUAUUACAAUCGAAUCAAGAAGUCUACCAAAACAGAAAAGGAAGCAUACUGCAAUCUCUUCGCCAAUGCCCUAAAGCAUAAUACUAAGCUCCAUCUUGUGGACGAUGAGAGCUCUUCAACAUAAUAGCACCUUGAGAAAACCAGAGAUUAAAAUGAAUCUGUAUUCCCUAGACAAUCUGCUGGGCUUCAGUAAUCUGGAGAUCCUGGAACUGGGUGUAAAAUGGAUGCCCGUACCUUGGUCGACUGCGUCAAAUCUCCGAAUCUCCGUGAGCUUGCCUUUAUGAGCACCGAAAUCUUAGGGAGACUCGCUGACAUUGUGCCAUACUGAAAAAAAAUCUAAAGAUUCAAAGAUUUCGCAUGAAGUCUGGUGUGGAUGCCACCGAGUAUGCAUCACUGGGGACGCUGGAAAAUCUGGAGUCGUUGCAAAUAUAUGGACAGCACCGAGUCGGUUCAUUAGCACCACUGUUCAACUCAUUGGCCACCAAAAUGUCGAAGGGGCUGGAGCGAUUAUCUAUCCACGAAGCUAAGAUACAUUUUGAUGAAAUCAAUGAACUGGCCACAGUUCGAUAUUUGGAUCUCCUUACCUCGCGCACUCAACUGGAGCCUGAUGAGGCUCCCGACCAUAUUAAGUUUAGUCUUGUUGAUAAGAAAUCGAAGAGGCUUGACUUAUUUAUCGACAACCAUGCCUGCUCUUCAGUCCUUUAUGCCUUUGUAUCAAAGCUGCACAAUUUGCGAGGGACUUGCAUAGAUGAAAGCCAAGCAAGUGGUGCAUUGAGAAACCUAUUCCAAGGUCUCGCUUCUAGAGAGAACCAAACUCUUCAGAAAUUGGACCUGGGACGCUAUGACUUCGACAUCGACUGCGAGCAAAUGACAUACAUAGCUAAAAUUAGUUCAUUAAGAUUUUUACGAUUUCGCAUUUAUUUGGUGCAGCUCAAGGAACUGCGAGCUCCAGACAUCAGCUCCAAAAUUCAUAUACCAUCUGAUAUUUGCAAUUCUUUGCAUAGCCUAGAGGCUGAUCAACCAGUGAAGAGAUCUGUUAACGAUUUAUCACUAACAAACUCACAAAAGGAUUUUCUGGAUCAUGCUGAUAAACAGGCGAUUACACUUAUUGGCCAUUUUUCGUAUCUCAAGCAAAUGCUGUCACGCUCCAAGUUCGGAGUUGAAAAUAACCGUAUUUUAAUUUUUGGAUAUCACGUGAGCUUCGACGCUAAAAACAAGAUGGUCGUCAGCGUCAGCAUUUGUAUAGCUUCACCGAUUCCCGGCCAGUUCAAUCAAAGCUAACAACGGCAACGGCUGGUUGCAUCUUUUGCAGGAGGCGAAAAUGUGGGAGAUGGUCCACAACUCGCCCUCAAGCUGAUCGGAGAUGAUUAACGGAAAAGUGGUGCUCGUGUAGUCGAAAGGCAACGAGUCCGAGAUAUUUCUGCCCCACAUUUCCUGCGCCUAUGUUUCCAUGAAACACUUUGCAGCCAGCGAACUUUUACAAUUCUCGCGCUUGAUGUGAAUCCGGUCCCAACGCUGCGACGAGCCAAGCUAAGUCGAAAAUUCAUCCCUUGAGUGAACACUGCCUCUCCAGGAGUAGUGACCCAGGCCUCUAGAAUCAAAAUUAUUAUACAUUUUAUUCGAAAUCAUGUACUACAAACCAAACAAACCAUCCAAAUUCUCUAUGAAGCUCAUGUUGGGCCAGAACGCUGUCUUGGUUGAGUAUCCGGGCAUGGAGCCGCAGCUGUUUAUGCCCGUCUUACUCAACAAUGACGUCGUCUUCAAAAACGUUGUGCUCGAUCCCAAGAAUCCGCUUGUAGGAAAGGAGCCACCAAGGCAAGAUUUUCCUGUCCGACAGAAGACAGCUGUGCCCUCGCGUUCUCUGCCCAAUCGUGUGGUAAGCCAGAAAAAGAAGAAGACCAUCAGCAUCAAAAGCGAACAGUCACCUCAAAUCCAAGGCAAAAAGGUCAUUCAACAAGUUCCCUUGGAGAAGUCAGUUCCUCAAAAGAAGGAGAUAUCGAGGAGAGUCGCCCCCAAAAUCCAGCCUAGUCGACAGUGCAGCAUCACUCGAGAAAUGCUGAAGAAGCAGGGCAUCACAGGCACUCCUCCACCAUUCGAUGUCAUUCGCAAACUCUUUUACCUGGAUAGAGGCAACAACGGAAGUCAAGGAACAGCCAGUCGUCUCCGUUAACAGAUAGACCCCCUGCAUAAGAUGAAUAUACUUCACAGUGAUCACUCAAAGAGGAGCUGAGACAAUUUUUGAUCACUACGAAGUAGAUUUACCUUCGGGGGAUCUUCAGGGCACUCGAUCGUCAAUUUAAAUUGUUUAUAUGUGAAUACAAAUUACAAAUGUCCGAUUAACAAAAUAACGGAAACACCAUCUAAUAAAUUGUUUAGGUUGUAAUUUCGAACAUUUUAUAACUAUUUGAUAUUAAAAUUGCAAGCUUUUAAAGCUUUUUCAUCGACUGCCACACACACCCCCCAAGUAAAAAGCUUUCCAGUCGCGAAUCAGCUGUUUUUGUUUGAAAACUUUAAGAUAGGUCAGUUCCAUAAUACAUAUGUAUAUGGUACACGUCAAGCCGGCCUCUUAGCGUGAGAAUAUUUCACAAUAUUAGUCAUAUUUUUAAGUUCAGACGUGGCCAAAGAACAUUUCUGAAUGCAAAGUUAAUUUUACUGUCAGUUCUGCAACGAUCGCUUCCGAAAUGGGUGCCUCCAAUAUACUGGAGCUCUACGAUGACUGUCUCAAUUACAUCUUCGACUUUUUGCCGUCACAAGAUUGCCUAAGAUUGGCCCAAGUUUGUAUUAGAUUUCGUCAAAUAUUUGUUAGUCAAUGUGGCAGACGGUUCCGCGAAUAUACGAUCGAUGAGAAUAGUUCUAGGGAGGAGCUGAUACAGCUUUCUAUUUGCCGCGAGGUGGUGCAAAACUUCACCAUAGAUCUGCAUAAUUUUGACAUGUCGGUUAUCACCAACAAAUAUAGUUGUAAUACUCCGACCGUUUUCUUCGACAUACUCUGCUCCACAUUGGCGGGAAUGCACCAGUUGGAGCAUUUAAAUGUGAAGCAGCUUAAAAUACUCGUCACAAUCAUUGAGAGGCCCGUCGAUCAAAUUCUAACCGCAGUAAGACAGCUGAAAGAUCUGAGAAGAUUGAAAAUUCAUUCAAUAUUUGACUGCAGCGUACAACGUCUGGGCGAGCUGCAGCACCUUGAAGAACUUCACUUGCACGUACCACAGAUUGCGUCAUCUACUCUGGUCAAAUGCUGCAAAUCCAACUCCAGACUUCACAGUCUGCAUCUCGGCUAUGGCUGUGCACAAAGCAACUUGUGCGACAUUGUUCCUCACUGCAAAAAUCUGGAGGUAUUCAAGUUUGGCAUGACAGCGGAAUCCUCAGCCUACAAGGCCCUAGCGCGGCUCCCCAAACUGCGGCAGCUGACGCAUUUUGGCAUAAGAAGAGCGGACUCCUUUGAGCCCCUGCUCACCUCCCUCGCUGACAGACCCCAGCUACUGCACCUAGACAUCGAUGGGGGAAGUAUCAGUCUGCCAGAAACCCGUCAGCUGAUUCGACUACAAAGCUUAGUGCACUUGAAAUGCUUCUGCUCGACGGUUCAGUGUGUGGUUAUGCUCGCCCGACUCUCGCGGCUGGAGGAGCUCUGCCUGUGGAUGACCAGCCCAUUGGACAUCUCGGACGCCCUGCUGGGAAUUAUUGCCAAUUGCGAGAAGUUGAAGUUGCUGAGACUCGCAGCGGGAAAUAUAAAUAAUGACUUUUUCAGCAAUGCCAUGAAAUUGAGUCGGGGUAAAAAAAUACCCCUAAAGCUUGAGAUUCCAAUGCCGUCCCAUAAACAAACAAUUACUGCAGAGAAAUGUUCAACCGAAAGAGAACUGAAUAACUGGUCCGCAUUUUAAGCCGUAAAUUUGGCAGAAGUUUCCAGCUUGUACUGUUGCGUCUAGAUCUAACAAAUUAAAAAUACUCAAGCUAAUUAAAAAAACUAAUAAUAAUAAAAAGUAGCCGCGAAUAGCUUUACCUCUUGAAA
Messenger RNA from Drosophila persimilis, 4292 nucleotides. RefSeq lists its product as uncharacterized. The transcript has 4 exons. The record is from RefSeq and is a predicted model, not a curated record. Gene Ontology annotation, molecular function: protein binding. NCBI's taxonomy places the organism in Eukaryota, Metazoa, Arthropoda, Insecta, Diptera, Drosophilidae. Bases 2968 to 4164 code for a protein of 398 amino acids.